Molecule: messenger RNA, 5019 nt
Organism: Boleophthalmus pectinirostris (great blue-spotted mudskipper)
Lineage: Eukaryota; Metazoa; Chordata; Actinopteri; Gobiiformes; Gobiidae
Gene: cdca5
Product: cell division cycle associated 5
Exons: 2
Coding region: 168-1061 (297 amino acids)
Source: RefSeq, a predicted model, not a curated record
AUGUCGCGCUGCGUGACGUCAGGGGAGGAGACAUGACGUAUUUUCAACGCGACUCGGGCGGGCGAUUUGAUUUCAGCAGCGCUUGUUGUUGUGGCUGGAGUUAGUGGUGAGUUUUACAAAGUUUUAGACUAUUUUAAGUUUAAAUACUGAGCGGAAAGGACGAAGAGAUGCCUCUGGAAGUAAUGAAGGAGGUGGAUGGUCCAAACGAGCCGCAGAGGAGACGAUCGGCGCGGUUAAGUCCUCCACAGACAAAUCAAACAAGUGACAACAAAAUGGCGCCUUCUGCAGCUUUGGUGAAACGCCGCAUCACAGUGAAGAAAAUUGCGCCCAGAAAAACGACUUUAGCCCCGUCAGAGCACGACAAGGAGAACACGCCGAAGAGAACAGCUUCAGAAGGCGUCCAGUUGAAAAAACAGAAGAUUUCCACACCAGACAAUGUCCACACUCGAAACAGCUCCUCUGGGAAGAAGCCAAAGAAGCCCACCAUGCCUUCACCCAUCCUCCCAUCUCCUCCUCCAGCUCUCACCGCCAAGAGCCCCAAAGUCCAGAGCAGAAACCAGACCCCGCAAGUCCAGACCAGAAACCGAACCCCCAGAAACCAGCCCCCCAGAAAUCAGACACCCAAAGUCCAGACACCCAAAGUCCAGACCGAAACCCAGGAUCAGAACCAUCAGCUCGACCCAGCAGACAAGGUUUGGUCCCAGAAAGUCCGCCGCUCCUACAGCCGACUCAGCGACAAAUCCCUCAACAGCCCCAACUCUCGCCUCACACUUUUUGGAUUCGAGAAACUCCAAACCCCAGAGGUGAUCCGUAAAGAUGGGAACAAAACCGGUCUGGAAGCUUCCAGAUCUUUGUCCGGGCUCGCCUCGUUCAUGUCUUUGUUGGAGGCGGAGGACUGCGUAGAUGAACCGGAUCUGAACAUCCCGGGAGUGGUGGUAGUCAAAGAGAAAAGGAAGAGGAAGAAGGUGCAGCCGAUUGACAAUAACGAAAUGGAGGAACUGGCGGCAAAAAUGAAUGCGGAGUUUGAAGAGGCGGAGGAGUUUGAGUUGUUUGUGGAGUGAAGAUUUUUAAAGGACUGUGAAAUGUGGACUGGAAAAUAUACAGCAGUUAGGCAAAACAUUAAGACUAUAAGACUAGAGUAUAUAUCUUUAUAUGUGAUUCCCUCCUUCGACUACUUUCUUAGAAUAAAUCAGGUCCAAACCAGGACUAAACCUGUAAUGAGACUACUUAGUAAUGACUGAAACAGGUCUAAACCAGAACUGAAUCAGGUUUAAACGAUGACUAAAGCAGGACUACACCAGGAAUAAACCAGGUCAGAACGAGGACUAAAGAAGGACUUAACUAGGACUGGCUUGUAGAGAUGCUUUUUGACCCAGUCUUGUUGACAAGCGAUUUUUAGCUGUACAGGGCUUUGAGCACCACCUUGGAGUAAAUAAUAUAUUCCAGUUAAAGAGUGAAUAGGCCCCAGGUUACUAUUUUCAGAAGAAAUAGCAAAAAUAACAACUCCGGGACUAUUACAGCUGAUCAAACUCAAACCAUUACCUUUUAUAUCAGCUUUUAACACUUCAACUUUGUGGACUAAAUGCUCCUCAUAUCCAAUCUGAAGAAAUAGUUAUGUUGUUUCAGUUCAGUUGUUCUAUUGUUCUGCUUCAUUGAUGUUCAAAAUAAUUCUUUUUGGGAAAUUGCUUUUAUCAUUUUAUUAGAUCCUUUUAUUUUUAUUUUCCAUUUUUAGAAGUGUUUUAUUGUUGUAAAGCAGUUACUUUUAACAUGGCUGAGUGAUUUGUAGCUAGCUCUUACUUUCACUGUAUGUGGUAUUGUAAUUCCUUUGUUUACAAUAAGACCAAAACAUCUAUUGGAAAUCUGGAACAUCAUAGAUCAAAAUAGCAUUCUGAUUAAUGAAACAGAUUUAAAAUAUAUUCACUUUUGCAUUGUAAAUAAAUACAUGUCAUUUCUUGAACAAUUCUAUGCUACGGUAUUCCAUUUUUAGUUUUUACAGCUAGAGUAUAUGAGAUUUUUAUUUCAAAUUUCAUAAACGUAACCAAGAUAUGAGAUAGACCUGUUUAAAUCAACUAUUGCUUUUACUGAUUGUAAUAGUUUUAGUUUUAGAAAAACAUGGUACAUGAUGCAUGUCCAUGUACAGGUUCAGUUGUGGUACCGGAUAUCCACGGUGAUACUGAAAAGUUAGUUAGCUCGGAUAUCGGCCUCUACAUAUCGAUUCAGCCAAUAUCCUGGUUGGACAUGUAAUAUGAUCUACUAUUUACUGGUCAUUAGGGAUGUAACAAUAACUGAAAUAUCUUGAUAUCGUAUCGUCAAAGUUCUCACAGUAAUAUUGUGGAUAUCACAAUAUAUCAAAUUACAAGUCUCUUUGCUUAAAUUAAGAGUUUUGGUGCAGCAAUAGCUAAAAAAAAAGAGAGAGCGACCUACAUAGACCAUGAUCCUUUGCUCCAUUUCAAUGCAAGCUACAGGAAGAAAUGACAGUUCUAAGCACUUUUAAGUCUUAGCUUUUUGGAUUAAGUCUUGUCAAGGCAUUUUAAGAGGAAAAAGUUCCAUAUUCACAGUUUUGUUAGCCUCCACAAAAUAUCGCAAUAUCGUACCGUAAGAUGUAUAUUGUGAAAAUAUCAUACAGAGAGAUUUGGAUGUUGUUACAUCCCAUGAGUUUCCCAUGAGUUUCCCCGCCAUAUCGUGAGCUUUCUCGUGAUAUCGCAAGAAAUAUACUGUGAGGUUCAUACUGUGACAAUAUCGUAUCAUGAGACUCAUAGUUGGCCCAGAAAGUCUCAUAAUGCUUAUACAAAGUUGUUCUGUAAUUACUAGAGGGAUAAAUAUUAUUAUUAUUUUUUAAAUUAUUUUAUUUUAUUAUUUUAUUUUAUAUAUGUAAUUUUUAGUCUGCACUGAUAUCUGGUAUUGGCAACGCUACAGUAUCGAAAUUGGUAUCAGAACUGAAAAAGCUGUAUCAGUGUAUCCCUAGUAUUUAUGAGGAGAAUCUAACUUGAUCUAAUGUAAACUGAAAUCAGAUUUUCGCUCAUGCAGAUAUUUUACACACUGCUUGUAUUCAAACCCACUCUUGACUUUGCUGCAGCUCAGAGAUCAUAAUCGGUGAGUGUGAGUCUCUGCUCUGUCAGAAAUAACCCCCUCAGCUCUGUGUUCUGAGCUGUUCCUCGUGAGUAAAAACAGGUCUGACUGAAUGACAAAUGAAGCCUGACGUUCACCUGCUCAUAAUGACACACAGGCAGAGACACAGAGAUCCAGAUGUGUGUUCAGAUGUGUCAGAGGAGGUUAAACAUGCUCUAGUCUACUGCGGAGGAGAAUUUGCACAUGUUAUGGUGGAAAAUGGGUUAACAAUAGACCUGUCACUAUUACACAUUUUGAAGCUUGAUAUAUUGAUACAGAGACACAACACUGAAACUACUUUAUGCUUCUGUAACAAUAACAAUAAUGCAAGACAAUCCCAGUAAACAAUUUUUAAAUAGACAGUAACAUUAAAAGGCCUGAACCACAACAGAUAAAUAACAGAAAGAAGCAAUAAUUAAGCAAUAUUAAGUCAUUUAUUCAACCAUCUACAUCUCAGAUCUUAUUGUAUAACAAGAACUGGUUCUAGUUACGCUUACUGGAAGGCGUUACGAAACAUGCGAAUGACAACUUCUGGUGUAGUUACUGACACUGGCCCAUAGAUUGUAUAAAGAAUAUUUAUAUAUACAGUCUAUGUCCUGGCCCCUUUAAACAGACAGAUUGACUAAGGACAAGUUUGAAGACACCUGUGAUGCAGAUUAGAGACACACCUAAGUUUAACAUGUCCCUAUUGUUCAAGUAUUUACAAUCUUUUCAUAAUUUUUGUCCAGGCUAUUUUCAUUAGUUUGUUUUUUUAAAUAAUUGUGUUGAACAACAAUUCAAAAACAGUGUCUGAUUUUCACUGGUUCUAAGUUGGUUUUAAGAUGGAUUUAAAGAGCAUAUGUUCAGGAGCUUGUGAUAGAUGCGAUUAAGGUAACCAUUUGUCUGGAUUUCGGUUGAACAGGUUUCUGAGCCUUUUGUCCAGACCUCUGUUAUGCGUCCUCAUUUUUGACAUUUUGUCCUCAUUUUGGAUCCUCUGCCGCCACCGUUGCAUGUAUCACCACAAGUCCCCGCCCAUAUUGCACCUGCGAUGCUGCGAUUGCAGUGUUUGAAACUGUUUGCUGUUGAACAAAAGCAAAUGCCAAAAAGGAAAACAUCCUUCAAACAUGCUUGAUGCUCAGAGCAUUGUUUUGCCAGCAAGAGCACCAAAGGAGAAUACUAUGCCUUCUGUAAGCUCUGCUGUAUUGACACUGAUGUGAGUAAUGAGGUAAAGGUGCGUUAGAGCACUGCAUAGUCUUCUUUAACGUCUUUUUUUUUGCCCCACCAACAACCAACACAACAGAUGAUUUAUUAGAUUUACAUUUUGUGGUCUAUUCUGUAUCACAGAAAAACCUGUAGCAACACAUGUAUGCUACUCAAAUAAAUACAUUGCUCUAAAAUGAUGUUGUCUUCAUGUAGCCUAUGUGAUACAUAAUCAUCUUGCUUGUCUUGAAUUUUAUUUAUUUUUUAUUUAUUCAAUAUUUUACCAGGUAAGUCAGUUGAGAACACCUUCUCAUUUACAAUGACGACCUGGCCAAGAGGCAAUAUUACAAAAAAGCACAAACAGGAAACACUCACACAUAGACUUUAACAUGAAACAGUGAAUAGAGAUAUAAGAGAGUGAAAUAUUUGCAGAUUAAAGAUAAAAAAGUGUUAAAAGCAUGUGCAAUUAUCCUGUAAAAUACUUUGGAUGGAGUUUUUAAAAGUCGACAGAGGUAAAAACAAACUAAGUUUUAAAAUUUGUUGAAGGUGGUUCCAGUCACUGUUGCAGAAAACUGAAAUGAGGAACAGCCCAAAGCUUUGCGGCUCUAGGAACAACCAGGGUCAUGUAUCUGUUUGUAUCUGUUUGUAUCUGUUGGAGCACAGUGUGAGUCUGGAGCUGUGGAUGUGCAGGAGUGAGCUGAGGAAGGAUGGAGUUUUACCAAUUAAACAUUU